UAUCAGCAGAUUGUAUUCUUCAAUGGAAAAGAAUAUCUUUAUAUCCAGCAAUCGGGAAUAAACAAAUAUUAGACUGUAUGCGGUAUGUAACGUCCUGAACGUAGCGCAUGCGCAUUAUCUUUGUUUAGUUUCCAAUCUGAUCAGCUGUAGCAAUGCACAAGCUAAAAUCAUCUCAGAGAGAGAAAGUGAAGCAGUUCAUAUCGUUCACCCAAACGGGAGAGAAAACAGCCAUAUAUUGCCUCACUCAAAAUGACUGGAAACUGGAGUUGGCUUCCGAUAACUUUUUUCAAAAUCCAGAUUUGUACUACAGAGAUCAGCGACCCUCUGUUGACAAGAAGAAGUUAGAACAUCUAUAUAACAGAUACAAAGAUACAAGUGAGCCAAAUAAAAUUCUUGUGGAUGGAGUUAUGCGACUCUUAGAUGACUUAGACCUCUCGCCAGAUUCUCGAUUAGUACUCAUUUUAGCAUGGAAACUUCGUGCAGCAACACAAUGUGAAUUCACCCGUGAUGAAUUUAUGAAUGGGUUAACAGAUUUGGGGUGUGACAGCAUAGAUAAACUUAAGGCAAAACUCCCUACAUUGGAACAUGAAUUGAGAGAUACCGUGAAGUUCAAGGAUUUUUAUCAAUUUACAUUUAACUAUGCAAGAAAUCCUGGUCAGAAAGGACUAGAUUUGGACAUGGCAGUAGCUUAUUGGAAUAUUGUUUUACAAGGAAGAUUUCGUCUCCUCAAUUUGUGGUGUCAGUUUCUUCAGGAACAUCAUAAACGCUCCAUACCUAAAGACACGUGGAAUUUACUUCUGGACUUUGCAUUGAUGAUUAAUGAUGAUAUGUCUAAUUAUGAUGAAGAAGGAGCGUGGCCCGUAUUAAUUGAUGAUUUUGUGGAGUAUGCAAGGCCCAUUAUUACGGGGCACCCUACUCAAGUUUAAGCUGUGGGUAGCUGUAAUUUUAGAACUUACAUCAGCUCAAAAACAUUUCCUUUUUGUUUUGUUUGAUGUUUUUUUUCAAGAGCUUUGAAGGAAAAGAAUGCUAAAUAAGUGAAUGUUGCUACCUUCAUAUGGUCCAUUACCAAUGACAGAUUUUAUUAAAAAAUAGUUGAAAUUAUCUCUGCCAUAAGUGACAUUUUCCAUGUGGUGAUUUGGGAAACCACGUAAAUUAAUGGAUUAGGUGCAUUGUAGAGAAAAAAGGCUUAUGAAAGAAAAGUUUGUGCUUUUAGGUAAGUUCCAUUACUUGAAGCUUUUCUUGGAACACGUUCUCCCUCCCCCACCAACUGCAUAAGGAAACAAGCAUCUGAAUUCUUGACCAGGAACUUAAGCUCAUCGGGUGUAAAAGCAAGAACAUAGCGCCUGUGGCCGAGAGCAAAGUCUUAAUUAUAAUUGGAACUAGAGUAACCUUAACGGUAUUGUGUCACUGAAUUUAGUGCCCUAUUUUUAUUUUUUGUUCCUUUCAAUAGUUUGUACCAAAACAGUAAAGUAGUAUAGAUUUGUUUGGUUUACUCUUCUGUUGUAUUUGCAGUGUAAAAGUUUCAAAUAUUUGCAAGAAUAAAAUUGGCAACAAUUAUUGAUAGUCAAUUGAAAUUCUAUGCUUUAGAUCAAGAAUUUAUCUUAUAUACUUAUUUAUUUGCAUGCUGUUCAUAUUCUUCACUCAGUAAAGGGCAUUUUCUAAUGUUUUAGUUUGCCACUGAACCCAUUUUAUGUUACUAAACUUGCUUCAAGAAUCAGAUAAUAUUGAAAAACAGACUGUCCCUGACUUAUGACUGGGUUGUGUUUUUGAAUCAGUUGAAAUUGAGUGGAUGUGAAAUCUGUU
Molecule: messenger RNA, 1803 nt
Organism: Macrobrachium nipponense
Lineage: Eukaryota; Metazoa; Arthropoda; Malacostraca; Decapoda; Palaemonidae
Gene: SCCRO
Product: DCN1-like protein 2
Exons: 5
Coding region: 153-926 (257 amino acids)
Biological process (GO): protein neddylation
Cellular component (GO): ubiquitin ligase complex
Molecular function (GO): ubiquitin conjugating enzyme binding; ubiquitin-like protein binding; cullin family protein binding
Source: RefSeq, a predicted model, not a curated record